This is a messenger RNA of Drosophila willistoni, 1373 nucleotides long. Its product is annotated as SPRY domain-containing protein 7. Gene Ontology annotation, molecular function: protein binding. Bases 118 to 891 code for a protein of 257 amino acids. NCBI's taxonomy places the organism in Eukaryota, Metazoa, Arthropoda, Insecta, Diptera, Drosophilidae. The record is from RefSeq and is a predicted model, not a curated record. The transcript is spliced from 4 exons.
CCGUUGUUCGGGGGUGUUUAAAAACAGCAUUAAAAACUGAAUAUUUUCGUACACAAUUUCUGAAUUUCAAAAAAAGAAACUAAUGAGUUUUGGGUAUACCGCGAAAAAUUGGUAAAAAUGUUUUGCUGCCUACGCAUGUGCGGCCAACUAAGGAAACCAACAACAGGUGCAACUCGGUUCAAUAACUCACAGCCAGAAGUACACCUGGAUGCAGCCCAUAUGGGUCCCGACGUCAUACUUUUAUCGCAUCAGCUGCGGGUCACAGGUACCGGGGGAGUGUUGGCCACAGCCCCACUGGUUCAGUCCAAAUCGUACUUUGAGGUAAAGAUCCAACAGAACGGCAGCUGGUCAAUUGGUUUGGGUACCCAUCAAACUGAUCUUAGCCGAAAAUGGGGUGGCGGAGAUCGGGAAUCCUGGUGUCUGUGCUCGGACAAUGCUACACGACACAAUGACGAAGAGUUUCGUCCAGUGGUGGCAGCCAGGUGCAAACAACCCGAGGCCACCAAUCCGAAUGGAAUUCUUAAUAAUUCAGUUGCAGCAGCGGCUGGACUAAUUGCCAUAGAGGAUCUGCAAGAGGAUCUACUAAUGACGACAGGUACUACGGAACCAAGAGCAAAUGAAUUGGAUGUGGGAGAUGUUUUGAUUCGAGCGCCACAAAGGGAUUUUCCUGAUGAGGGCGACGUUGUUGGUGUGGCCUUUGAUCAUGUUGAAUUAAACUUCUAUUUUAAUGGUAGAAAUCUCGAAGUGCCCUUUAGAAAUGUCCGUGGAUCUGCCCUCUUUCCAGUAAUCUAUGUGGGCAAUGGAGCCAUAUUGGAUAUCAUCUUGGACAACUUUACGCAUAGUCCUCCACCAGGAUUUGAACGCAUCCUGCUGGAACAAUCUCUACUCUAGAUCUCUGCAACUACAGCAACAGUAACAAGCGAUGAACAAGAAACCAAGUCUCUGGACGUAUGAAUCGUAUAGCAUAUUAUCUAGUCCUCAAUUCAAACUAAACAACAGCAAAGCUAAAAGUCUUUCUAUAUUUCUCUUUUCUCUAUAAAAAAAUGACAGUAAAAAUGAAUUUCAUUUGCAACUACAUUCCUGAAGAUCAAUCAGAUCGAACUGUUGUAUCAAAAGCUAGUUAGAAAGUAAUCGCGACUGCUUCAAAUUGUAUUAUACACACACCUAGCCGUUCCAAAUUCUAAGCUAAUGGACCACUUCCUAUUUAUUUAUUGAGCACGGAAAGACCUCUAAGUAACUAUAAGAACCAUGUAUUCUAUGUAUUGUAUAUUAAUAUCAACUAUAUGAUGAUGAUCUAAAUUGCUUUCACACAAAAACUGACUUAAUCCGCGUGCGGACAAUAAAUCAAUGUUAUAUUCUAAAUGAACAAGAAA